CUGCUUGAGGCUGGUUCAGCGUGGAAUUGAAUUGGGCGGCCGCAGGUGAUUCUCUUCUUUCCUCCCAGUGACGCCUCUCACGGUCGUUUUGUCGCUCCUUUCUGCAGGCGUUCGUUCAAUGGAGUUUUUCCUCUCUCUCCUCACCCUACGUGAUGAGCACACCCAUGGAGUCCUUCGACGCUGAACUGCUGCUUGUACCAUCUGCGGCGAGGAGGGGUGCGACACUCCUUCAGCUGCUGGGCGGGCUGCUGCUGCUACUGUUUGUUCAAGUGGCUGUUGGGAGCGUUGAAGGAGAGCGGCGCAGCUGUCUGUCUUGGUGGCUGGACAGUCACUCACGCACACGCACGGACAAGAAGGUGAGCAGGGGAGGGAGGAAGACAGCCACUGCACUGCACAGCACGGCACAGACACAUCGAUACGUACGCACUCUGCACUGAGUGGGAGGUCAGGUCGAGUGUGUUGUCUAGUGAACACGCCAAAGACAUAGAGAAACAGAUAUAUAGAUAGAUAGCUCCUCUGCUGCGCUGCGCUGCGCUGCGCUGCUCGUGUCGGCCGACGCGAUUUUUUGCCCUUUUUCUUUCUGCUCUUCACUUCGCUUGUCUUCAUCAUGGGUCACUGGAUGAGACUCACUGCCUACCUUGUCCAUCUGCCUCUCUGCCUUUCAGCCCCCCUCCCCCCUCUCUCUCUUCGUCACCCUCCGCCACCCCCACAGCCGGCCGGCAACGCAGCCUCGCAAUGCUCUCAAGGCAUCGCGGCAUCAAGACGACAGCCCUGCUGCAGACACAGAAGAAGACAGUGUCAUCUUCCCCUCCUAUGGUGACGGCAGCCGCCGGCGUGUGAGAUGGUUCGACACAGAGGGAGGGGUGCGGUUCAAGUGCACCGAGUGCGGCAAGUGCUGCCGCACCAGGGGCAACGUGUGGGUCAGCCCACAAGAGCAGCGGGCGAUCAUCGACUACCUUUCCAUCGACGGGGCGGCCUUCAUCGAGCUCUACACCGAGGAAGGGGUGGACAACGACGGCUGGCGGCUCCUGAGAGACGUGCCUGACGACGAGUGGGCAGGGGGCACAAGUCGCUGCAUCUUCCUGUCUGGAACAGAGUGCUCCAUCUACCCCGUCAGACCGUUCCAGUGCGCCACCUACCCCUUCUGGCCUCCCAUGUUGAGGUCCAAGGAGGCUUGGGAGAGCGAGGCUGUGUGGCCGGACGACGAGAGAGCGGGCGAUGGGUCCUUGCCGCGAUGGACUUACGAGGGGGGCGGGUGUGAAGGCAUCUGGUCGGAUGAGAGGGUCAGGCAGCAUUUGCUGGAGAGCAAGGCCGAGGGAUUGUUCGGUCGUUUUAAGGGUGGGGAGGAGGGAUACGAGUCGAUAUCUGCUGAGGUUUUGAACCGAUUGUGGGAGGAGUAUAGGGCUUACUGGCGUCGAUUCCCCGGCUGACGCAGUGUGUGAGUGUGUGUGUCUUUUCCGCCCUCUGUAUUGUCACUCACUGGGCCGUGUAGUGUAG
Vitrella brassicaformis is the source of this 1497-nucleotide messenger RNA. The record is from the annotation of a GenBank genome assembly. Lineage: Eukaryota; Vitrellaceae.